This is a messenger RNA of Cucurbita pepo subsp. pepo (vegetable marrow), 1930 nucleotides long. Its product is annotated as S-adenosyl-L-methionine-dependent methyltransferases superfamily protein. Gene Ontology annotation, biological process: tRNA N1-guanine methylation. The record is from RefSeq and is a predicted model, not a curated record. NCBI's taxonomy places the organism in Eukaryota, Viridiplantae, Streptophyta, Magnoliopsida, Cucurbitales, Cucurbitaceae. Gene Ontology annotation, molecular function: tRNA (guanine(37)-N1)-methyltransferase activity. Gene Ontology annotation, cellular component: cytoplasm.
AACCCUAGUCCCGUCGCCGCCGUCUUUACUCAGUCUCCGGCGACAGUUUGCGUUCAUAAUCUUCCCCACGACCAGCGAAAAUCUCCGAGCUUAUUCAUCUCUUUUCAAUUUUUUUAUUGCCGGAGGACGAUAAUUAUGCUAUUCUGAUCUGAAAUUCUCAUUGAGCUCGGUGUUUUUUUUGUUCUACUAUCGAUUAUUGAGGAAAAUCGAACUUGUAAAUCGACCAAUGUUGGACGAAAGCGAAUUCGAUGUGCAUUUGAAACUCUGGGCGCUAAGAAUUCCCAGGGAACUCUGUAAAUCCGCCAUUAAAAUACUGAACGGGUACUUAAUUGAUAGGCCCCGGAUUAAACCUGUUACGGAAGAUCCAACAUGUGAUAAGAAUCGGUAUGUUAUAUUAUCGGAAAAAGUUCAAUCUACAGAGUUGUCCGAAAUUCCAGAAAUGAAGCUUGAAGAACUGAAAGGUUUAUGCGAGAUUGAACUAGUUCCUUAUUCACUAACUCUUGGAUAUUCUUAUUGGGGAACAGAUCAUGUACUGAAGCAGAUUCUGCCUCAUGGAGUGGAAGUGCCAUCAUCUUUUGAAACAAUAGGUCACGUAGCUCACCUUAAUAUACACGACGAAUUGCUCCCUUAUAAGGAAGUCAUUGCGAAGGUUAUUUACGAUAAAAAUUAUCCGAGAAUCAAAACAGUGGUAAAUAAAGUGGGGUCGAUAACAAAUGAGUUUCGGGUUCCGAAGUUUGAAGUUCUGAAGGGAGAGAAUGAUAUGGAAACAGAAGUGAAGCAAUAUGGAGCAACUUUUAAGCUUGACUACAGUUUGGUCUACUGGAACUCAAGAUUAGAGCAUGAACACAUAAGACUGGUUUCACUGUUCCAACCAGGAGAGAUAAUUUGUGACAUGUUCGCCGGUAUUGGUCCUUUUGCUAUUCCAGCUGCCCAGAAAGGCUGUAUAGUAUAUGCCAAUGACUUGAACCCGGAUAGCAUUCGAUAUCUGAAGAUUAAUGCAGAAAUCAAUAAAGUCGGUGAUCGUGUUCAUGUUCAUAAUUUGGACGCUAGGAAGUUCAUUUCUCAAUUGAUGACCGUGCCAGACAAUGAAUGUAAUUCGGAAUCUGUCGCCUCAGUUUUAAAAGCUUGUGAGAAAGUUCAGGUGGAGGAAGUCCAAGGUAGUGUUAAAACUAGCGAUGAAAGUGUAGAAGGCUCAAGGAGUGCUGAUGUAUCUGUUGCUGCUCUUAAAAGAUCCUCAGAAUGCUGUGAGAAAGAUAAUGGAAUAGCUGAUGAUGCUUCCAUCUGUGUAGCUGGUAAGGGAAUAGCUGAUGAUGCUUCCAUCUGUGUAGCUGGUAAGAGAAAAGGAAACAGUAACAAGAGGUUGAAGGGGUCCGAAAUAUCUCAUGCUAAGACGUGGGAGCAUGUUGAUCAUGUGAUUAUGAACCUCCCCGCUUCUGCUUUACAUUUUCUCGAUGCAUUUAGGCGCUCGAUUCCGAGGAAGUACUGGAAGGGCUCCCUUCCAUGGAUUCACUGUUAUUGCUUCAUGCGAGCAAAUGAGAAUCAAGAGUUCAUCAUUUCGGUGGCCGAGUCUGCCUUGAAUGCCAAAAUCCAAGACCCUAUUUUUCACAGAGUCAGAGACGUUGCACCAAACAAGGCAAUGUAUUGUUUAAGCUUUAGGCUUCCACAACAAUGCUUCGACGAAGAGUUGACUAGCUGAAUUGUAUCCCGUUGCUACCGGGAUUCUAAGGUUGGCUCGUUUUUCUUAUUCAUCCAUACUGAGUUUCUUAGUUUUGAGAUCGUAAUUCGUAGUCGUUAAUGCGAUAUAGAUGUACAAGCUAGCUAAUAUGGUGUACUAGGCAAGCUUUUAGUCUCUAUACAUCUAGUAUCGGUUCAUUUUAGUUCAGACAACUGGAAUCUCAUUAACACAAAUUUAUGAACUAUGAUUGAAAUA